Spinacia oleracea (spinach) is the source of this 1941-nucleotide messenger RNA. Its product is annotated as geraniol 8-hydroxylase. The coding region runs from base 249 to 1754 and encodes 501 amino acids. The transcript is spliced from 2 exons. The record is from RefSeq and is a predicted model, not a curated record. Lineage: Eukaryota; Viridiplantae; Streptophyta; Magnoliopsida; Caryophyllales; Amaranthaceae. Gene Ontology annotation, molecular function: oxidoreductase activity, acting on paired donors, with incorporation or reduction of molecular oxygen; heme binding; monooxygenase activity.
UUUUUUAAGAAAAAUUUGUCACCUUCCAAGAGAUUGCCCAAAUUUUAUAAAUUCUCCUCCUCUUCUUACCCCAGUGUUCAAAUUUGUCCAACAUUGUCCUGUUCUCCCAAACUCUCAAAUGAGUUCUAAAAAAGGUAUUUUCUGACAAUUUUUCCACAUAAAAUUCUUUUAUGCUUUUAACAUAAUCAACAUUCCGUCACAAAGAGCAAUAAGAGCGAAGCCAAAAUACAGUAGAGCUGCAAAGACCCAUGGAUUACCUGAACUUUGUGCUGUGGUUUGCAUUAGCAUGCAUUACAAUCCACCUUCUCCUCACAAUUGCAAACAAAGGCAGUGAAAAAACCCGAAAGAAUCUUCCACCAGGUCCUCCUUCUUUACCCGUCAUAGGGAAUCUCUUUAACCUCGGCACCAAGCCACAUAUAUCCUUGACUGAACUUGCCAAAAAAUAUGGCCCUCUCAUGACUCUGCAGCUCGGCUGUUUGCCAACAGUGAUCAUUUCUUCAGGAGCCGUGGCCAAAGAAGCACUUCAAAAGAAUGAUAUUUCCUUCUCCAACCGGAUGAUCCUUGAUGGUGUCCGUGCACUUGGUCAUCAUGAGAAAUCAGUAGUCUGGUUACCAGUAGGAUCAUCUCAAUGGAGAACCCUACGAAAAAUCUGCAACUCACAUGUUUUCUCUUCCAGUAGACUCGAUGCCAGCCAAAGCCUUCGGAGAAAUAAGGUGAAAGACCUUCUGUUGUAUGUAGAGAAAUGUAGCCAAGCUGGUGUAGCAGUGGAUAUCUGUCAAGUAGCCUUCACCACUUCCUUGAAUUUGUUAUCAAGUACCUUUUUUUCAGUGGAUUUGGGUGAUCCCAGCUCUCAGUUUGCUCGUGAAUUCAAAAGGACUUCAAGAGAUAUCACAGAAGAAAUAGGGAAACCCAACAUUGCAGAUUAUUUCCCUAUACUUCAAAGAAUAGACCCACAAGGCAUCAGGCGUCGUACGAGUGUUCAUUUUGGGAAGAUAAUGAGUUUAUUCAAAACCAUGAUCGAGCAACGACUGCAGAGAAAGAAGCAAGCAGGCUCAAUACAAGGCAAUGAUGUUCUGGAUUCAUUGCUAGGCAUCAAUCAGGAGAAGUCUAAGGAAAUCGAAUCAUUAAAUAUCCCAAACCUAUUACUGGAUCUAUUUGCUGGUGGAACCGAUACAACAUCGAGUACCCUUGAAUGGGCUAUGGCAGAGUUACUACACAAUCCUGACAAGCUAAAGAAAGUAAAAGCAGAGCUCUAUGAGAACAUCGGACAAGGAAACCUGGUAGAGGAACCAGAUAUCUCCCGACUCCCAUACUUGCAAGCAGUUAUCAAAGAGACCUUCAGACUACACCCAGCUGUGCCCUUUUUGAUUCCCAGAAAAGUUGAUUCAGAUGUGAAGCUCUCGGGCUUUACAGUACCGAAAAAAGCACAAGUCUUGAUCAACGUAUGGGCGAUUGGGAGGGAUCCAGAUGUGUGGAAGAACCCGAAUUCGUUUGAGCCAGAAAGAUUUAUGGGAUCACACAUUGAUUUAAAGGGUCAUGAUUUUGAGCUGAUUCCAUUUGGUGCUGGCCGUCGAAUCUGUCCUGGACUGCCAUUGGCGAUUCGAAUGCUUCAUCUGAUGUUGGGGUCACUGAUACAUGGAUUUGAUUGGAAGCUGGAAGGCGGAAUUACACCAGAGAAGAUAGAUAUGGAAGAGAAAUUUGGAAUCAGCCUGCAGAAAGCUCAGCGACUUCAUGCUAUUCCAGUACAUGUCUGAAUAUUACCAUAUCAUACCAUUUACUCCAGUAGGGGGUAAUAAGGUGUAUGCAAGUUAUGCAACCAUAGAACUUAACACAGUAAAGAGGUUAUUAUUGUUAGACCUAUCUUCUAUAGUAACUAGAGUCAGUAUCAUAGUAUUAUAGUCUUGAACUCUUGAAUACAGAAGGAGAUUUUUAUUUUCCCAA